AUGUCACUUGCUCCAAAAAUCGAUGAAGUAAUAGAAUUCGUUUUGCGCAAAGAAGCCGACCUUGUUUUUAUUACCGAAACUUGGUUAAAAGAAAGCGUGUCCGACGGGGUCAUUAAUAUUCCUGACUUUAGUGUGGUACACCGUGAUUUGAUGGAACAGAUGCAUGGUAGAGUGUGCGCGUAUAUCAAAGAUGGCUGUAGAUUCCAACAUCUAAAAGAGCUGAACUGCUGUGAAGAUCAUGAGAGUUUGUGGCUGCAUUUAAGACCUAAUCGCCUUCCUCGAGGUUUCCACUGUAUUAUUGCCGCUGCAAUAUAUCACCCACCCAGCGCAGACGACCAGUCACUGUGGGAGCAUCUGUUCCAGUCCCUCGCGCUCGUGGAGUCAAAGUUCCCCAACUCUGGCAUACUGCUUACUGGCGAUUUCAACCGUCUGGACGUAAGCGGCCUGCUAAGACACUUUCGCCUGAAGCAAAUUGUUAAGGUGCCAACGCGGAAAGAUGCAACCUUGGAUUUGAUUCUUACUAACAUGCACGAUCAUUACGCCGCGCCACAGGCCUUUCCACCUUUUGGUCUGUCGGACCACAACACGGUGCUAGCUGCUGCAAUAGACAAGAAACAAAACAACAACCGCAAGAAAGCGGGACCUGCGCACCAGUUCCUAGGCCGCACUCGGAAGAUAUCUGAUCAGCAUUGA
This is a messenger RNA of Nematostella vectensis (starlet sea anemone), 693 nucleotides long. RefSeq lists its product as uncharacterized. NCBI's taxonomy places the organism in Eukaryota, Metazoa, Cnidaria, Anthozoa, Actiniaria, Edwardsiidae. The coding region runs from base 1 to 693 and encodes 230 amino acids. Gene Ontology annotation, molecular function: catalytic activity. The transcript has a single exon. The record is from RefSeq and is a predicted model, not a curated record.